Helianthus annuus (common sunflower) is the source of this 1872-nucleotide messenger RNA. RefSeq names its product cystathionine gamma-synthase 1, chloroplastic. Lineage: Eukaryota; Viridiplantae; Streptophyta; Magnoliopsida; Asterales; Asteraceae. Gene Ontology annotation, cellular component: chloroplast. Gene Ontology annotation, molecular function: cystathionine gamma-synthase activity; pyridoxal phosphate binding. Gene Ontology annotation, biological process: transsulfuration. Bases 101 to 1699 code for a protein of 532 amino acids. The transcript is spliced from 11 exons. The record is from RefSeq and is a predicted model, not a curated record.
CUGAUCAUUCCUAUAAAGCAACCCCAUACCAAAUCCUCCUCACCUGAAUCCUCAGAUUUCAUCCAAAUCUCUCAUAUCAACCGUACGAUCUUCCCCCAAAAUGACUAUCUCCUCCUGUGCUUCUAGGGUUCCUCUUUCUUUCCAAUGCCGUUCAGAUCCCGCUUUUUCCGGCACUAUCCCCCGCCCCACCGCUUCACGCUUCUCGUGCAACCCACGUGUCGGUUCCGGUAACAGACCCUUCGGUAUAUCCUCCUUGAUCCUCAGGUUCCCGCCGAACUUUGUCCGACAGCUCAGCAACAAGGCUCGUAGGAACUGCAGCAACAUCGGUGUUGCUCAGAUUGUCGCUGCCUCAUGGUCUGACAACCAGCCCCCGUCUUCGGCGGCGGCGGAGGCUAAGGCCGCCGCUUCCGCCGUCUCCGCCCCGAUCGCUGCGGGUGAAGAUGUUUAUAAUGAUAAUAGUAAGGGUAGUUUAGGGUUUUGUAAUGGUAGCAGUUCUGUACAGGUUAAUGAGUCUUCAUUUUUGAAUGGUGAUGGUAGCGUUGCCAUUCAUGCUGGUGAGAGAUUGGGUCGUGGUAUUGUUACUGAUGCAAUAACUACCCCUGUGGUUAAUACAUCUGCUUACUUUUUCAAGAAAACUGCUGAGCUUAUUGAUUUCAAGGAAAAACGUCAUGUUAGUUUUGAGUACGGGCGGUAUGGGAAUCCUACUACCGAGGUUUUGGAGGAAAAGAUAAGUCAGCUUGAAGGAGCCGAAUCAACCUUGAUACUAGCCUCUGGAAUGUGCGCUAGCACCGUCAUGAUGUUAGCCCUGGUUCCAGCUGGGGGACACAUAAUCACUACAACUGAUUGUUACCGGAAAACUAGGAUAUUCAUUGAGACCUUUCUUCCCAAAAUGGGGAUCACUGCAUCGGUCAUUGACCCUGCAGAUAUAGCUGGACUCAAAUCUGCACUAGAUAACCACAAAGUUAGUCUUUUUUUCACUGAGUCGCCAACUAACCCGUUUCUUAGAUGUGUUGACAUCGAGCUGGUUUCAAAGCUGUGCCAUGCUAAAGGAGCCUUGGUUUGCAUUGAUGGAACGUUUGCUACACCUUUGAACCAGAAGGCGCUUGCGCUUGGUGCUGACAUUGUUGUGCACUCUGCAACCAAAUAUCUUGGUGGUCACAAUGAUGUGCUUGGUGGUUGUGUGAGCGGAUCUACUGACAUAGUUUCUCAAGUUCGUAUCGUGCAUCAUGUUUUAGGUGGCACUAUUAAUCCUAAUGCUGCGUAUCUGCUCAUUCGUGGCAUGAAAACGCUAAAGUUACGUAUACAACAGCAGAAUUCCACUGCGCAGAGGAUGGCCGAAGUUUUAGAGGCACAUCCUAAGGUGAAGCAUGUCUAUUAUCCAGGCUUAAAAAGUCAUCCCGAACAUGAACUUGCAAAGAAACAAAUGACUGGUUUCGGUGGUGUUGUCAGUUUUGAGGUGGAUGGUGACAUAACGACCACUAUUAAAUUCGUCGAUUCUCUAAAGAUCCCGUAUAUUGCACCGUCUUUUGGUGGCUGUGAAAGCAUUGUGGAUCAGCCAGCCAUUAUGUCUUACUGGGAUCUUAGUCAACCAGAGAGGGAAAAAUAUGGGAUAAAGGACAAUCUGGUCCGUUUCAGCUUUGGAGUGGAAGACUAUGAGGAUCUGGAGGCUGAUGUUCUUCAGGCUUUAGAGGCUAUAUGAUAGUCGUGGUUCACUUGCGCGCGUUUGUUUUGUUGUUUUUACAAUUCCGUGUUGCUUAUUUUCUUUUUGUUCUGUUGUUGAAUCUUGAUCAUUGUUUGUACUUUGUAGUUGAACGCCGUUUUGAGUGCUCUAAUAACCAACCGUUUAGCUAGAUCAAGAAAUGUGUUAUUUCA